Molecule: messenger RNA, 1974 nt
Organism: Arabidopsis thaliana (thale cress)
Lineage: Eukaryota; Viridiplantae; Streptophyta; Magnoliopsida; Brassicales; Brassicaceae
Product: Protein kinase family protein
Exons: 4
Coding region: 1-1974 (657 amino acids)
Cellular component (GO): membrane
Molecular function (GO): protein serine kinase activity; ATP binding; protein kinase activity
Source: RefSeq, marked reviewed
AUGGAGAAGAAGCGAUCAUACUACGCCUUAUUGAUACCUACUCUCUUGACCGUAUGGCUAGCAUGCGCGGGUCAUUCUUGUGCCCGACAUGCUAAGGCAAAACCUCCCAUGGCCGGACCACCACGGUGUCCUAACUGCGGACCUAUGGUUGUACCUUAUCCUCUAAGCACGGGUCCAACCUGCGGGGAUCAAGCCUAUAGGAUAAAUUGUGUUGGUGGUAAGCUUUAUUUCGGUGCCCUCCAUGGGUCAUCUUAUGUCAUUACGUCCAUCAACUCAGUGACCCAGCGGAUCGUUCUACGCCCGCCUGGUCUUGCUAGCUCAGUAUCCUGUAUCUCAGCUGAUGUCUCUAAACAGGGCCUCGAGCUCGACCCCCAUCUCCCUUUCAGCAUCACUAGUAGCAACACUAUCUUGCUCCUUAAUUGCUCUCAGGCUAUGCUGCAGGCGCCAAUAGAUUGUAGUCCUACCAGCUUAUGUUACAGCUACAUCAAGAACAAUGCAUCACCUUGUUCUAAGGCUCCCUUGUGUUGCACCUUCAGAACCGACGGGUCUCAAACCGCUUACACGAUCAGGAUCAACGGUGGGGGAUGCCUCGCGUACCAAAGCUUCGUGGGGCUGAAUCCAAACAAAGAGGUUCCUCCUCCCGGGAAAAAAUGGCCUGACACGGGGCUCGAGUUGCAAUGGGCAUUGCCUAAAGAACCAGUUUGCAAAACUGAUGUAGAUUGUAACCUCUUGUUGGGUAAAUCAAAAUGCUUGCCUGAUCCAACGAGUCUCGGCCUGAAACGAUGCUCCUGCAAAAAAGGUUUGGAAUGGGAUCCGGUUAACGCAAUAUGUGGUAAAUGUCGCCAUGGGAAACACUGCAAAAAGAAGAAGAAGACCGUUGUUUUCGCAGGUGCGGCUGUUGCGGUUGUGGGAGUUACGCUAGCGAUUGCGGUAGCAGUAAUUGGAACCAAACAUAGCCACCAAAAGGUUAAAAAGGAUAUCCACAAGAACAUUGUUAAGGAGCGAGAAGAGAUGCUUAGCGCAAAUUCCACUGGAAAAUCAUCAAGAAUCUUCACUGGCAGAGAAAUCACGAAAGCAACCAACAAUUUCUCAAAAGACAAUCUCAUAGGCACUGGAGGUUUUGGAGAAGUGUUUAAAGCUGUUCUUGAGGAUGGAACCAUAACCGCGAUCAAACGAGCAAAGCUUAACAACACCAAAGGCACUGAUCAGAUCCUAAACGAAGUCCGGAUUCUCUGCCAAGUCAAUCAUAGAAGCUUAGUUAGGCUUCUCGGUUGCUGUGUUGAUCUUGAAUUGCCUCUCUUGAUCUACGAGUUUAUUCCCAACGGAACGCUGUUCGAACAUCUCCAUGGCAGUUCAGACCGUACUUGGAAACCGCUGACUUGGCGGCGCAGACUGCAGAUUGCAUACCAAACCGCUGAAGGAUUAGCUUAUCUCCACUCCGCAGCACAGCCACCCAUUUACCACCGCGACGUAAAGUCAAGCAAUAUUUUGCUUGACGAGAAGCUAAACGCCAAGGUUUCAGACUUUGGGCUGUCAAGACUUGUGGAUUUGACAGAAACCGCUAAUAACGAGAGCCAUAUCUUCACGGGUGCGCAAGGUACAUUGGGAUACCUCGAUCCAGAAUACUACCGGAAUUUCCAGCUAACUGAUAAGAGCGAUGUGUACAGCUUCGGGGUUGUGCUUCUGGAGAUGGUUACAUCGAAGAAGGCGAUAGAUUUCACUAGAGAAGAGGAAGAUGUGAACCUGGUGAUGUAUAUUAACAAGAUGAUGGAUCAAGAGAGAUUGACUGAAUGCAUCGAUCCACUGCUGAAGAAGACAGCUAACAAGAUUGACAUGCAGACGAUACAGCAGCUCGGGAAUUUAGCAUCUGCGUGCCUUAACGAACGGAGACAAAACCGACCUUCGAUGAAAGAGGUUGCUGAUGAGAUUGAAUACAUCAUCAAUAUUCUGUCACAAGAGGUUACUGAGACAUAG